AAAUAAGAACAAUCCAUUUAGCCCACAUCACCUACUACUUAUUCAAUUCAAGCACAUCAUAGAGAGAGAGAGAGAGAGAGAGAGAGAGAGAGAGAGAGAGAGAGAGAGAGAGAGAGAGAGAGAGAUGGCAAACACAACCACCGCAACCACUCCAUUUGUGGUGGAUGAUUGCCGUGGAGUCCUCCAAGUCUACAGUGACGGCUCCAUAGUCCGCUCUGAUCGGCCAUCCUUCAACGUGACCGUCCAUGACGAUGGCUCUGUGAUCUGGAAAGACGUCACUUUCCACCCAAUUCAUGGUCUCCAACUCCGUCUCUACAAACCCGCUUCAGCGUCCUCUACAAAGCUCCCAAUCUUCUACUACAUCCAUGGUGGUGGCUUCUGCAUCGGCUCUCGCACUUGGCCCAACUGCCAAAACUAUUGCCUCCGUCUCGCUUCCGAACUUCAAGCCGUCGUUAUCUCACCUGAUUAUCGUCUCGCACCUGAGAAUCGCCUUCCGGCGGCAAUCGAAGAUGGAUUCGCAGCGGUUAAGUGGCUCCAAGCUCAGGCUCUGUCCGAUAAUCCCGAUACUUGGUUGACUGAUAUUGCUGAUUUCGAUAGAGUUUUUAUCUCGGGAGACUCGGCCGGGGGAAACAUCGCUCACCAUCUCGCGGUUGGACUCGGAGCAGGUUCGCCGGAGUUGGCUCCUGUUCGAGUGCGUGGUUACGUUUAUUUAGCUGCUUACUUUGGCGGAACCGUACGGGUGAAGUCAGAGCUGGAGGAAAAGGUCUCCUUCUUCAACACGGAUAUUUCUGACAGGUUUUGGAGGCUUUCAAUACCAGUUGGUGAGACAACAGAUCAUCCAUUGGUGAACCCAUUUGGACCUGCUAGCCCAAGCCUUGAACCUUUGGCUCUUGACCCUAUCCUAGCGGUAGUUGGUAGCUGUGAUAUACUCAAGGACAGAAUUAAAGAUUACGUAAGGAGAUUCAAAGAGUGGGGAAAGAAAAUAGAGUACGCUGAAUUCGAGGGAGAGGACCAUGGUUUCUUCGCACUCCAUCCCAAUUCUGAAGCAGCAAACAAGUUGAUGCAACUCGUUGAAAGAUUUAUCGCUGAAAACUCCAGCAACUAGAGUUGAGUUGUACUUGCACACACUUGUUUCACUCUUCUCAUCCUAUUUAUUGCAAAAGUGUGUCUACGCUCUUUAAAAAUUUCCCAUGAUUGUUUCAAUAAUGAGGAUCUAUUAAAAAAUAAGCAUGCCAUGCAUGUCUUAUAUACUAUUCUCUAAUGUUUAACAUUCGCCACUAGUUACACGUGGGAAAAUUUAUCUUGAAGGUGCUUUGGUAGAUGUAAUAGUAUGUUCA
Molecule: messenger RNA, 1337 nt
Organism: Macadamia integrifolia
Lineage: Eukaryota; Viridiplantae; Streptophyta; Magnoliopsida; Proteales; Proteaceae
Product: probable carboxylesterase 15
Exons: 2
Coding region: 125-1105 (326 amino acids)
Molecular function (GO): hydrolase activity
Source: RefSeq, a predicted model, not a curated record